Messenger RNA from Pseudocercospora fijiensis CIRAD86, 3079 nucleotides. RefSeq lists its product as uncharacterized. The record is from RefSeq and is a predicted model, not a curated record. Bases 114 to 2954 code for a protein of 946 amino acids. Gene Ontology annotation, cellular component: peroxisomal matrix. NCBI's taxonomy places the organism in Eukaryota, Fungi, Ascomycota, Dothideomycetes, Mycosphaerellales, Mycosphaerellaceae. Gene Ontology annotation, biological process: protein catabolic process; protein processing; protein targeting to peroxisome. Gene Ontology annotation, molecular function: serine-type endopeptidase activity; ATP-dependent peptidase activity; ATP binding. The transcript has a single exon.
CUGCUGCGGCGCUUUCUGUUUUCUCCUUUGUUUCAACCACAUGUAAUCCUCGAUAUCCAUAGCCAAGUCCUAUAGCCACUGAACGCACUCCCGCAUCGGCCGCCGCAUCCACCAUGGCACGGACGCAAUCCCUCCCACUUGUCCCGCUGCCACAUUCGCUCGUCCUCCUCCCAGGCGUCACCUCUCGCGUGCCUCUACAGAACCGAGGAGACAUCGCCGCCAUUCUCGCACACCUCUACAGCAAAGCCGCCACACCGCGUCCAGAAGCCAGCAGUGUCACUGUCGGCUGCGUGCCGCUCAACAGCCAAUACCUCAGUCCAGAUGGCAAACGAUUGCUUGAGGAAGGCCAAGACAAGAGGAAAGCACAGCAAGUCAUCGAACUCGACCCUUCCUCUGCACGGAAGCCAGAUCUCUUCCAAUAUGGCACGCUCGCACGCGUCACUGGUGUUCAGGGCAGGAGACCGGGAGAGUUGAUGCUUGUCGUGGAUGGAAUCCAGAGAUUCAAGGUCGAGAAGGUCACGAGGGAAAGACCAUACUUUGAAGCCAAUGUCCUUCUCUACGACGAGCCUCACGUGGCGGACAAUGAUGAGAAAGUACACACACUCUUCGCAAACCUCAAGCAGUUGAGUCGCGAAUUGAUCGCACUCAUCAGACUUUCCGCACUGCUUCCUCGUGGACCACAGAUGAAUCUCAGUCCCAUUCUCGCCAGGAGGUUGGAGUUGUACAUUGUGAGGAAAGACGUGCAAGAGGCUGGCGUUUUGGCUGAUUUCAUGACCAAUAUCAUCGAUUGCACUCACGAGGACAAGUUGAGGAUUCUAUCCGCGACGGAUAUUGGAGAGAGAUUGACAAGGAUCACGGAGAUUUUGCAGAGGCAGAUCUCGACGAUUCAGGGCAACAGUCGCAUUCUCUCGGUGACUACGACGCCGAAUGCUAGUCAGAGCGCGGUCAUUGAUUUGGAUACGCUUAACAAGUUGAGGCAGGAUCCGAGACUGAGGAAGCUUGGGAAUGGACAAGGUCUGCCCGGUGGAAUGGGUAUGCCACCCGGGAUGGGAGGUAAUGGACAAGGACAGGAUGAUGAGGUGAACGAGAUUGAGGAAUUGAAGAAGAAGUUGGAUGAAGCCGGUCUCAGUCCCGAGGCGCAGAAGGUCGCGGAUCGGGAAUUGAAGAGGUUGGCGAAGAUGAACCCAGCUCAAGCGGAACAUCAGGUUUGCAGGAACUAUCUCGAGAAUCUGGCCGAGAUUCCUUGGACGAAGGUGACCGAGGACAAUCUGGAUGCUGCUACGAUGCAAAAGGCGCGGAAGCAGCUUGAUGAUGAUCACUUUGGUUUGGAAAAGAUCAAGAAGAGAUUGUUGGAAUAUCUGGCCGUGCUCAAGCUGAAGCAGGCUGUUAAUUUGGAUCUGGACAAGCAAAUCGAUGCUAUUUCCAAGGCUGCUCAGCCUGUUGAGGAGCAAGCUCAAGAGGCGUCGACCAUCAAUGGCGAGGAAGAUGUAGCGCCGUCUACUGCGCUUGUCAAGAAGGAGCCUGAGAAAGCACGAGAACAGUCCAGAGAGGAGAUUGAUUUACUCAAGCACAAGAAGAUGGUCGACAAGAGUCCGAUUCUGCUCUUGGUUGGUCCACCUGGUGUCGGUAAGACUUCUCUUGCCAAAUCAGUAGCCACUGCGCUUGGUCGUAAAUUCCACCGCAUUUCGCUGGGUGGUGUUCGCGAUGAAGCCGAGAUUAGAGGUCAUCGCAGGACGUAUGUCGCGGCCAUGCCUGGUCUCAUCGUCAAUGGACUCAAGAAGGUUGGCGUGGCAAAUCCGGUGUUCCUACUGGACGAAAUCGACAAGGUUGGCUCUGCUUCCAUUCACGGCGACCCAUCAGCUGCUAUGCUUGAGGUCCUAGAUCCUGAGCAGAACUCUACCUUCGUCGACCACUACGUCAACAUUCCGAUCGAUCUGAGCAAGGUCCUCUUCAUCGCCACAGCAAACACCCUGGAUACCAUUCCUCCUCCACUUCUUGACCGCAUGGAGACCAUUCAGCUCUCAGGUUAUACCACGCUCGAGAAACGACAAAUCGCCAUUCGCCACCUCGUUCCCAAACAAAUCCAAACCAAUGGCCUCAAGCCAGAAAACGUCCUCAUGAAAGACGAAGUCGUCGACAAGAUCAUCACCGCCUACACGCGCGAGUCCGGAGUGCGCAAUCUCGAACGCGAAAUCGGAAGCGUUUGCCGCUCCAAAGCCGUCCAAUACGCCGAAGCGCGCGACACCAACACCUUACCCGCCUACACGCCUGUCGUCACAAUCGAAGAUCUCGAGGACAUGCUCGGAAUCGAAAGAUUCGAAGAAGAACUCGCAGCUCGAACUUCUCAACCCGGCGUCGUAACGGGUCUCGUAGCCUAUUCCUCAGGAACCCAAGGCAGCAUCCUCUUCAUCGAAAUCGCAGACAUGCCCGGCUCAGGCCGCGUCCAACUCACGGGCAAAUUGGGAGACGUGCUGAAAGAAUCCGUCGAAGUCGCAUUAUCGUGGGUGAAAUCGCACGCUUACGAGUUAGCUCUCACCCACGACCCCAACGAAGACAUAAUGAAGUCUCGCUCCAUCCACGUUCAUUGUCCCUCUGGCGCUAUUCCCAAAGACGGACCUUCCGCUGGUCUCGCCCACACUAUCGCCCUCAUAUCUCUGUUCAGCGGUAAAAGCGUUCCUCCCACCAUCGCUAUGACGGGCGAAGUCGCGCUUCGAGGGAAGGUGAUGCCUGUGGGCGGCAUCAAAGAGAAAUUGAUCGGGGCGCUCAGAGCUGGUGUUAAGAAAGUUUUAUUGCCAAAUCAAAAUCGGAAAGAUGUUAAGGAUUUGCCGCAGGAGGUUUUGGAGGGGUUGGAAAUUGUGCAUGUUGGGCAUAUUUGGGAGGCGCUUCCGCACAUUUGGCCGGAUGCUGAGUGGCCCGGGCAGAGGGGGUGGAGUGGAUUGGAAGGGAGGUUGUAGAUGGAGAGAAGAGAGGUUGUGACGAAGGAAGGAAGGGAGGGGGUUGUUACGUGUAUAUGAUUGACAUGUUCGGUUUUUACCUGUAGGUAUUUUGAGCGUAGUAUGAUAUUGUUUUCCUGUUGUGG